AUGACGACAAUGAUGGCCGUCGGAUUGGAAACCGACGACUGGGACGUCGGGAACGGCACGGACGAUGAGGACGACGAAGACCCGGUAAUUAAUGGUACGGAUGUUGGAGUGACAAUGUGGCUUGACGAGGCUAGGGUCGAGAUUUCAUUUUGA
This is a messenger RNA of Endocarpon pusillum Z07020, 153 nucleotides long. RefSeq lists its product as uncharacterized. The record is from RefSeq and is a predicted model, not a curated record. NCBI's taxonomy places the organism in Eukaryota, Fungi, Ascomycota, Eurotiomycetes, Verrucariales, Verrucariaceae. Bases 1 to 153 code for a protein of 50 amino acids. The transcript has a single exon.